Molecule: messenger RNA, 1482 nt
Organism: Gastrolobium bilobum
Lineage: Eukaryota; Viridiplantae; Streptophyta; Magnoliopsida; Fabales; Fabaceae
Exons: 7
Coding region: 62-1315 (417 amino acids)
Molecular function (GO): protein binding
Source: RefSeq, a predicted model, not a curated record
AUUUGCAGUGGAUUGAUUACUUAGGUUGCGGCAAAGAACUGUGUUGAAGAAUCUCUUUCGCAUGCCUGCAACUCUACCGAGUAACAAAGCAAACUUUACCCUCUUCGCUUUCACCCCUCGCCAAGUUUUGUUAAACAACCAAGCCAUGAAGCACAACGCUGACAAUGGAACCCGUAACUUGAAACGUGAACAGAUGCUUCUUCUUCACCAAUCCAUUGCUCAUUACUUGGAACGCAGUGGGUUCUCCAAGACCCUAAAAAAAUUCCGUUCUGAAGCGCAAAUUGAGAAAGAUGGUUUGGAGGGUUCCUCUGUUGAUCUUGAAGAGAUGUGCCUCAAGUAUUUAGAAAUAUGUGGCAAGGAUGCUAAGUCAAAUAUCAAUGGUCAAAAGGAGCAGGUUGCAGGUGUGCACUCUGAAAACAAAGAGGGUAAAUCCAAGGAAAAGAAGAAAAAGAAAAGCAAGUUAGUUUCUGAAUCUCUCGCUAAUAAUGUGGAAGAUAACCAGUUGGAGUCACCAACUAUGGUUACAGAAAAUAAUGUAAAGGAUGGUGGAUCUAUAGAUGCCAAAGUUAUUAAUGGUGUUGAGACAGAGAAGAGAUCCAAGAAAAAGAAAAAGAAAGACAAGGCAAGUAGUCUAGGGGACACUACAGAGCAGAGUGGAGAUCCCAAAGAAACUGAUUCUAAAAAAGAGAAUCUCAAAUCUUCAAACAAAGAAGUGACAUACGAGGAGAAGAAAGAUUCUAAGAAAAGAAAAAGAUCAAUUCCUGAAGAAAAUGGUAAGCAGGUUUCAGACACAAAGGUAGAUGAGGAACCCAAACGCAGAAAAACAGAAAAUUUGAAUGAAUCUAAGGGAGGAGAGCAGUCUGGAAAAACAAAUGCAAACCUGGGAAGUGAUUUGAAUUCUAAUAAAGAAAAUAUUGCAGUAUGUAGUCAAGUUGGUGGUGACCAGUUACAGAAGGCAUCUAACGAGAAAACUAAUGUGAAAACAAAUGGGGACCUUGAGAAUGCUGGAGAGAAAUAUUCUGUGCAGAGGUCUCAGAAGAAACAACAAAAGGGAUCAGUUGAGCAAAAAUCAGUGAAGGCAUUCCAGCGAGUAAAAGUGGACGAAUUUGCUCAUGAGAAGCUUCUAGAUAACUCUUAUUGGGCAAAGGAUGGUGCUGAGAGUGGUUAUGGUGCAAAAGCAGAAGAAAUUCUUAGCCAAGUUAGAGGAAGGGAUUUUCGUCAUGAGAAGACCAAGAAGAAACGUGGGACCUAUCGAGGUGGACAGAUUGAUUUACAAUCCCACUCAAUAAAGUUUAAUUAUUCUGAUGAUGACUGACUGGGAAGCAUCGAGAUUUUUUUGUUUUUUGGAUCAAGGAAAAUUCCUUUCAAUGUUUGCUACUGGAGCACUUUGCUAAAGCCGGUGUUGCCAUGAUAAUUUUCUUAAUUAUGUUGUACUGAAAUAAUAUUAUUCAUUUGGACAACCUCGAUAUUUCAAUGAUUUUA